UCGGUCCGAAUGCCACAACACAGAAUCAGAAUCUGAAUGAAUCUGAUUCUGAUUCUGUUUUGUGACGUUCAGGCCUGAGGUGAUUUUGCUCUGGUACACAAGUAUACAGUAACGUGUGGCGUUCAUGAUGCGUAUGUUUCUUUCCGCGCUGCAGCGCAACGAUGCCGCCGAGGUGGACGAAAUCCUCCGCACCAGUAACCUAGAUAUAGACGCCAUAUUCGAAGUGGAAGACGAAAGCGGUGUCCUGGCCUCCUAUAAUAAAGGUUCCUGGCUAUGUAACUUUAAACCGAAGUUCUCCUGGGCGAUGGGCAUUCAUAUAUGCAUGAUGAACAACGCAAUAGAAAGUGCCUUGGUGCUUCUGCAGAGGGGAGCAGCAGUAAACAGGAAGCCCAAUGGGAAAACACCACUGCAUGUGGCUUGUGCAAUGUCUCAUGCUGACUGCGUGGCUCUGCUGCUCAACUGGGGAGUUAAGGUCAACAGCAUGUCCCGGAGUGGAUACACCCCACUGCAUUACUGCAUCACGCAGGAGUCAGUGGACUGCGCCAGACAGCUGAUACUCCAAGGAGCAGACGUGAACAUGCCAAGCCAGAACACUGAUGAAGACACUCCACUACACACAGCCGCACGCCACGGUAUCUCUGAGCUGGUUGGCCUUUACAUUACGCAUGGUGCUGAUGUGAAUGCAUUCAAUGCCCAUAUGGAGACCCCUUUGAUCACUGCUGCAUUCUCAGCUAUGGAUGACCAUGUGCAGACUUACAGCGAGCAGCACCAUCUUGUGUGCCGCAUGCUGCUGGACUAUGGGGCCAACCCAAACCUCCAGGAUAUAAACCAAAAAACAGCGCUGCACAAAGCCUCAUGGAACUGCGACCAAACACUGAUGCAGAUUCUGCUCGAUGCUGGGGCCGAUCCCAAGAUCGUGGACAUGAGCGGUAAUCCAGCCCUUCAGUACACAUCAAAUAUGAUACAGAUGCGGCCUUACUGUGAACCAUAUCGCUGCCUCCAGCUGGUGCUUAACUACGGAGCAGUCAGAGUCUACCCAGAUCAGUUCUACAAGCUGUUGGAGAUUUACCAUGAUGACCCUAGGACAGUUGAGGUGAUGGUAAAUUCCUAUGGGCAUCUCAUGAGUACCCCAAAAUGGAGGGACGCUGUUCCUAAGGAAACAUACGAGAAACACGGGAUGUUUUAUGACUCACUGGUUGCUGCCUGCACCACUCCACGUUCUCUGCAACACCUGGCCAGAUUUGCCAUCCGCACGGCAAUGUGCUGCUCCUGUGAAUCAGGCCUUAAGCAACUCCCACUUCCUCAGUCAAUCAAACAAUACAUACUGCUAGAACCUAUGGGAAUCAUACUCUAGUGACUGUAUUGGCUCAAAGGUGAAUUUACAACGUGCCAAUCUCUCUGUCCAUAUUAAACCUCCUGGGAUACAAGUGCUCUCAGGAAAAUGCUGGAAUUUGCAUUGUAGCUUAGGUCAUAUCUGCAAUAUUUUAAUUCUUAUAACAUAUACUGCCAGUCAAAAGAUUUACCAACACCCUAUAUUAACAUUUUAAGUUAAAUGACAAAUAUCAGGGUCAAGUGCAAUACUCUAGAAUGAGAAAAUCUAAGCAGGAAAUAUGUGUAAAUGAACAAAGAAGAAUUUGUCUGAGAAACGCUUGUUUAUUUUAUUGGGAAAAAAUGUAGAACUAACUGGAAAAGACUAAAUUUAUCUGGAUCACUCUAAUUAGGCACACAAAGCAUACACUGUAAUAUGUCCUAUAGCACUCACUUAGAAUCCCAUUAGGAUCUGACAGUGGACAAUGAAGUCAGUUAAAAAGUCCUUAAAUACAGAGAUUUGGGUAUUUCGUGACAUAUUGCUUAUUUCCUUCCCCCCUCCUCAUUUGAUUCCCAGUAGUGCAUAAACUGUAAUAAAAUGUAAGACUAU
Messenger RNA from Ictalurus furcatus (blue catfish), 1918 nucleotides. RefSeq names its product ankyrin repeat and SOCS box protein 4-like. The transcript has 5 exons. Gene Ontology annotation, molecular function: protein binding. Lineage: Eukaryota; Metazoa; Chordata; Actinopteri; Siluriformes; Ictaluridae. Gene Ontology annotation, biological process: intracellular signal transduction. Bases 125 to 1354 code for a protein of 409 amino acids. The record is from RefSeq and is a predicted model, not a curated record.